AUGGACGAGCUCGUAGAGCAUCCGCUACUCCGCCUCUCGCCGGAGCUCGUCGACGAGGUACUUGUCCGCCUUCCGCCGGAGGAGCCCGCCUGUUUCGUCCGUGCCUCCGCCGUCUGCAAGCCCUGGCGCCUCAUCCUCGCCGAUCCAGGCUUUCGCCGCCGCUACCGCGAGUUCCACGGAACACCUCCCGUCCUGGGUUUCUUCCAGAAGGACGUUAGCUUCUUCCCCACAUCCGCCCUCCCCCCUGCCCAGCCUAACGAUCCUCGCUGGGUUCCCCUGGACUGCCGCCACGGCCGCGCCCUCUUCGCCUUCGCCCCCGCCAUCUUCGCCUUCGACCCCGCCUACCGGAACGUCGUGGAAGGGCAGACCGUUGGACUAAUCAUCUGGGACCCUCUGACGGGCCACGGGCGCCGCUUGCCCUCACCGCCGGGCGACAGUGAGCUCCAGUUCACGUUCAGUGCGGCGGUGUUCUGCGCCGCACAAGGCUGCGACCACCACGGUUGCCAAGGAGGGCAUUACCGUGUGAUCAUCGUGACCACGAAUAAGCGGCAAAACGUCACAUCGGGCCGGAUGUACUCGUCGGAGACUCGAGUGUGGGGCAAGCUCACCUCUAUUCAUCACCCCAGUGUGGAGUAUACCUAUACCUAUAACUUGGCCGCGCCUAGCGUCAUUGUGGGCGAUGCACUCUACUUCAACAUUGGUAGCAUCUUGAAGUGCCAACUUGGUACACUCCGCUUGUCAAUGUUCGAGAAGCCGAUCGAUGGCAAUGGGCGUCUCAUGACGGCGGAAGAUGGCAAGCUGGGAUUUGUUGCUGUGGUUGAUGUCACAGAUCUAACCCUAUGGUCAAUGCAGACUGGACCGGAGGGAGCCACGGGAUGGGUAAAACUCAGGGCAAUCGAUCUUAACAGGCUACUCCCUAAUGGCGCCCUGCCGGUCCCAACAUGUGAAUUUGGGAUUAGGAGGUGGGUGCGUGGAAUGCUUGUCAGUGGCGUCGCAGAGGGCACCCAAGUCAUUUUUGUGAAAACACAAGUUGGUUCCUAUAUGGUUGAUCUCAAGGCAGGGCGAGCCAGGAAGGUGUCUCGCCUUGGCAGAAAAAUCUUUCCCUACAUGAGCUUCUACAUCCCAGCAAUGGAAGCAGCCUGUAGUACUGUCCAGGGGCAGUGA
Molecule: messenger RNA, 1164 nt
Organism: Triticum turgidum subsp. durum (durum wheat)
Lineage: Eukaryota; Viridiplantae; Streptophyta; Magnoliopsida; Poales; Poaceae
Source: the annotation of a GenBank genome assembly